This is a messenger RNA of Rotaria sordida, 2967 nucleotides long. The record is from the annotation of a GenBank genome assembly. NCBI's taxonomy places the organism in Eukaryota, Metazoa, Rotifera, Eurotatoria, Philodinida, Philodinidae.
AUGAAUAUUCGACCACCAAUUAAAAAUAAUUUAAAUGAACAAUUAAAAAUUUAUUAUGCUUAUCGAGAUGAAGCUAUACGAGAACGUUUGAAUAAUACGGAAAAUCGACCAUUACCUCAAUUCACUUUUCGUCAUAUUCCCAAUGAACCACCAAUUACUCGUCAUCAUACAGUUCCGUCACAAAUAUUACCUUUGAAUACAAAAAGAGAUUCAAUUUCUCUUACAAAACCAUCAAAUAAAAUAGAUGAAUCACAACAAAGCCCAACAACAAUGAAUGUCUCUUCAAUAUCAUCAUUACCAAUAAUGCAUUCAACUUUGAAUCAUUCCAUAUCACAUCCAUCAACAUCUUUAACGAUUGAUACAUCGUCUUCUUUGUUUUCUUUUUCUACUUCUUCUUCUGCUUCUUCUUCUUCUUCUUCUUGUAUAAAAACUGAACCAUCAAUAUCAAAUACAAUUUGUCCACUAUGUCAAAUACCAUUUGAUACAGCAGGUAUUCAUCGACCAGUGAAUGAUGCUUGUGGACAUACAACAUGUUUUCAAUGUUUUAAAGCAAAUAUGAUAAAAGCAACUGGAUGCAUUUUAUGUAAAAAAGAAAAAAAAAAAGAAGAAGAACUUCAUUCACAAUUAUCAUAUCAAAAUUAUGAUUCAACAUCUGAUAAAUUUCAAAAUUAUAAUCAAUCACAUAAUUUCAAUAAUUUUGAAGAUGCUUUUUUUGAUGAAUGGUCACUUGAUCAAUCAUCUUCUUCAAAGAAACCAUUAAAAUUAAUAAAAACUUUUGAUGAUAAUAGUAAUGAUUAUAAUGAUACAGGUUUUGAAACAUAUGAUCAUAUACCAUCAAUUGAUGAUGAUGAUGAAGAAGAACAAUGUGAUAAAGUAACAUGGAUAUCAGCUGAUGUUCAUGAUGAUGGACCAGAAUAUCGUGAUAAAGAUUUUAAUCAUACAAAAACAAUGUUAGAACGUUUUCAUGCUUUAUUUGGUUUAAGAAAAUUUCGAUCGAAUCAACAAGAAGCUAUUAAUUGUGCACUUGAAAGACGUUAUCAUCUUUUUGUUCUCAUGCCAACAGGUGGUGGUAAAUCGUUAUGUUAUCAAUUACCAGCUGUUCUUGAUCACGGAGUAACUUUUGUUGUUUCUCCACUUCGUUCAUUAAUUCUUGAUCAAACACAAAAACUUUUAUCAUUAGGUAUUCCAUGUGCUGCAUUAACUGGUGAUCGAACACCAGCUGAAGUAUCAGCAAUCUAUGCUCAAUGUUAUGCACCAGAAUCUAAACUUAAACUUAUUUAUAUAACACCAGAAAAAAUAGGACAAAGUGAUCAAUUAAAUAAAUUAUUUUCACAUCUUUAUGCAAAAAAUAAUUUAGCACGAUUUGUUAUUGAUGAAGCACAUUGUAUUUCUGAUUGGGGUCAUGAUUUUCGUCCGGAUUAUGUUAAAAUUGGUACAUUACGUGAUCGAUAUCCUCAUGUUCCAUUUACAUUAUUAACAGCAACAGCAACACCACGAGUUCAACGUGAUAUGUUUCAUCAAAUGAAAAUUGAAAGACAUUUAUCAAAAUUAUUUAUUCAAUCAUUUAAUCGAUCUAAUCUUGUUUAUAAAUGUAUUGCUAAAGGAAAAACUGAUGGAGCUUUAGCACGUACAGCUCAAUUAUGUUUAAGUGAACAAUUUGUUGGAAUGUGUGGAAUUGUUUAUUGUUUUUCACGUGCUGAAUGUGAAAGAACUGCUUCUUAUUUAACAAAAAGUGGUGUUACAGCACAAGCCUAUCAUGCAGGUUUAAUUGAUCAAGAAAGAACUGAUGUACAAACAAGAUGGGCUAAUGAUGAAUAUCAAGUAAUUUGUGCAACAAUUGCUUUUGGAAUGGGAAUUGAUAAACCAAAUGUUCGUUUUGUUAUUCAUUUAUCGAUGCCAAAAUCAAUUGAAGGUUAUUAUCAAGAAUCUGGUCGAGCAGGACGUGAUGGUGAACAAGCAUAUUGUUAUCUUUUUUAUAGUUAUCAAGAUUUGAUUAAAACAAAACGUUUAAUAAUGACUGAACAAUCAGCAGAUGCAACAAAUGAAGCAAAAAAAGUUCGAAUUGAUAAUCUUCAUCGUGUUUAUGCAUAUUGUCUUAAUAAUGUUGAUUGUCGUCGAACAUUAUUACUUGAAUAUUUUGGUGAACAAUAUUUAUCAAGUCAAUGUAAAAAAUAUAUUGAAACACGUUGUGAUAAUUGUUGUAGUGUUGCACAAACAAAAUUAGUUGAUUUUACAAUAUUAUCUAAACAUAUUAUUUCAUUAGUUGAUCAACUAACAAAACAAUUUAAAUCAGCAACUAUUAAUCAAGUUAUUGAUAUUUUAAAAGGAAGUAAACAAAAAACUAUUAAAGAUGCUGGACUUGAUAAAUUAGAACAAUUUAAUAUUGCAGAAGAAGUUUCGCGAACAAAUUUAGAACGUUUAUUAUCAAAAUUAAUACUUGAUGGUUAUCUUUAUCAAGAUAUAUCCAUAAAUGAUACAUAUGGUACUGCAACAGCUUAUAUACGUCUUGGAAAAACAAAUACAUUUUCUAGUCCAAUAGUUUUAUCUGUUUGUCUUAAAAAAGAAAAUCCAAACGUUUCAUCAACAAUAUCAAAUAAUUCUACACAUAAUCGUCUUCUUGAUGCAUGUCUUAUGAAAUUAAAAGAUGAAAUUAAACUAAUAUCAUCAGAAUAUAAUAUAAAAUAUUCAACAAUAUUAAGUGAAAAAGCUUUAAAACAAAUGUCAUUAACAAUGCCAAGAACUAAAGAAGAAAUGUUAAGAAAAACAGUUGAAAUGACAGCAAUAAAAUAUGAUAUGUAUAAAUUAGAUAGACUUUUAUCAAUAACUUGUCUAUUUGGAUCAAAAUUAGACGAAGAAAAAAGAGAAGAUUUAACAAAUGGUAGCCUUAAACGAAAACGUGAAACAACAACCACAACAAGUUCUUAUUUUCAAGAUAAAACAAAUAUUUAUUCAAAGAAAAAAAAAUGA